Messenger RNA from Ostrinia nubilalis (European corn borer), 2023 nucleotides. Its product is annotated as probable 4-coumarate--CoA ligase 1. Gene Ontology annotation, biological process: fatty-acyl-CoA biosynthetic process; long-chain fatty acid metabolic process. Bases 51 to 1802 code for a protein of 583 amino acids. Gene Ontology annotation, molecular function: long-chain fatty acid-CoA ligase activity. The record is from RefSeq and is a predicted model, not a curated record. NCBI's taxonomy places the organism in Eukaryota, Metazoa, Arthropoda, Insecta, Lepidoptera, Crambidae. The transcript is spliced from 9 exons.
GCGCCGACAUUUAUGAGUUGACGCUGCGCGGGUAAACAGCGCGCCGGAAUAUGUCGCAUUUGAAAGUUUUGCGCGGGAAUUUGGCGCGCCAAUUUUUUAAUUGUGCGAAAAAUGGCAGGCGGGCAAAGGCAUACCGUAUGCACAGCAGGGCUUUGGCCACUCAGACGGCGCCCAACCUGGACAACAAGUACCUGAACUCUCCCUGGGGAGAAAUACAAGUUGGAACAGAAACUGUUACCGAUUACGUCUUCGGGGACCUCGAGUUAUGGGCGGACAAACCCUCUGUGACAUGCGGCGUCUCCGGUCGCUCCUACGACUACGGUAUGCUGCGGAUGAUGAUCGAGCGCUGCGCCUCCGCCCUGCUCGCCGGCCUCAAGCUGUCCCCAGGGGAACACGUCGGGCUCAUCCUGCCGAACAUUCCAGAGUUCGCCGUGUUGAUCCACGGAGCAAUGAGAGCUGGACUCGUGGUGACGUUCGCUAACCCGCUGUAUACCGCAGAUGAGAUGAAGAGGCAGUUCGCGGAUUGCAACGUGAAAGCGAUCGCUACCAUCGAGAUGUUCAUGCCCAUCGCGGCGCAGGUCAGCCAGGCCCUCAAGGACUACAAAGGCACCAUCUGGGUCGGCGGGGAGGACGAUAAAGCCAAAGGCAUAUUCGGCCUCCGCUCGCUUCUAAUGGCGGAUCUCAAGGCGGAUCUGCCCACCGUCAACAGUGAUGACGUGUGCCUCAUACCCUACUCCAGCGGCACCACAGGCAUGCCCAAGGGCGUCAUGCUGACGCACAAGAACUUGGUCAGCAACCUGAAGCAGGUGCACUGUCCGAAGGUCAUGAAAUAUGGAGGAGAGAAAGGACGUGGAGAUACAAUUCUUACAGUACCACCAUUCUUCCACAUCUACGGGUUCAACGGCAUCCUGAACUACAACCUUACUCUUGGAUACCACUUAGUAUCGAUGCCAAAGUUCACCCCAGACGACUACAUCAAGUGUCUGGUGGAGUAUAAACCGACCACUUUGUUCGUGGUGCCAUCACUGCUCGCGUUCCUGGCCACCCACCCUAUGGUGAAGACGGAACACUUGCAGUCGGUGGAGACGGUGAUGGUCGGCGCCGCCCCCACCACGGAUAGCAUGCUGGAGAAGUUUCUGCUUAAGUGCGAGAAGACUAAGGACGAUAUUACGUUGUUGCAAGGUUACGGCAUGACGGAGAGUGCCCCGGUGUCGCUGAUGACCCCCUACGUGUACCCGCACAACAAGGUGGGCUCUGUGGGGCAGCUGGUGUGCAGCACGCAAGGGCGUGUCGUGUCGCUCGUCAACGGGGAGAUGCUGGGCCCACACAAGUCUGGCGAACUCUGGAUUAGGGGACCACAGGUGAUGAAAGGAUACUGGAACAACGAAGCAGCUACAAAGGAGACGGUGGAUCCCGAAGGCUGGCUGCACACCGGCGACGUGGCGUACUACGAUGACGAGCACUACUUCUACAUCGUGGACAGGACGAAGGAGCUCAUCAAGGUCAAAGGGAACCAGGUAUCGCCAACCGAGAUCGAGAGCGUGAUAAUGGAACAGCCCGAAGUAGCGGACGUGGCCGUAGUUGGAAUGCCAGAUCCCCUCGCCGGAGAACUGCCCAAAGCCUUCGUAGUCCUCAAGCCCAACCACAAACUCACCGAGAAACAAGUAUACGACCUCGUCGCCCAAAAACUCACUAAAUACAAACACCUCGAAGGCGGAGUAGCCUUCCUUGACGCCAUCCCACGAAAUGCCGCCGGUAAAAUCAUGAGGAACGAACUCAAAGUGCUGGGACGGAAAAAGUAAUUCCAGUUUUAACUUAGUAUUAUUUGUUUAGGUAGUUAGGAUGACUCGUUAUUACGAGUAUUAUUACUUAGUGGUAUUAAGUAUGAUGCUACAAUACAACAUACUACUUAGAAGAUCUAGUUUUACUAGGAUUUGAUAGAGUAAUAGGACUGAUGUUACUUUUACUUAGGCAUUUUAGUUAAGUAUUGAAUAAUUCUAUUUUUAUAGAAAUGAUCUUUGUU